Trichophyton rubrum CBS 118892 is the source of this 1374-nucleotide messenger RNA. RefSeq lists its product as uncharacterized. The transcript is spliced from 3 exons. Gene Ontology annotation, molecular function: mannan endo-1,6-alpha-mannosidase activity. The coding region runs from base 1 to 1374 and encodes 457 amino acids. Gene Ontology annotation, biological process: fungal-type cell wall biogenesis; carbohydrate catabolic process. The record is from RefSeq and is a predicted model, not a curated record. NCBI's taxonomy places the organism in Eukaryota, Fungi, Ascomycota, Eurotiomycetes, Onygenales, Arthrodermataceae.
AUGGAGUUGAAGCGUCUGUCCUUUUUAUCCCCUCGGUGGGUCAUUCUGCUUCUUCUCCUACAGUCCUGGCUUGCGUCGGCGAUCAAACUCGACCUGGAAAGCGAUGACUCGAUAAAACUUGCUGCAAAGACAGCUGCGAAGGCCAUGAUGAAAUACUACACCGGUCACCAGCCAGGAGGUGUACCAGGAAACCUACCAGACCCCUACUUCUGGUGGGAAGCAGGAGCUAUGUUCGGUGGCUUGAUAGAUUACUGGUUCUAUACGGGAGACAGCCAGUUCAACGACAUUGUCACUCAAGGAAUGCUCUGGCAAGCUGGCCCAGACUCCAACUUCAUGCCUCCUAACCAAACCUUGACGGAAGGGAACGACGAUCAGGCAUUCUGGGCGAUUGCAGCCAUGUCGGCCGCGGAACGAAAAUUUCCUAACCCCCCAUCAGAUAAGCCGCAGUGGCUUUCUCUAGUUGAAGCUGUUUUCAACUCUCAGAUACCUCGCUGGGAUACCGCAACUUGCGGUGGAGGCUUGAAGUGGCAGAUCUUUCGGUUUAACAGAGGGUUUAACUAUAAAAACACGAUAUCAAACGGAGCCUUCUUCCAAAUGGGCGCUCGACUAGCCAGGUAUACCGGCAAUGAGACAUAUGCGAAGUGGGCAGAGAUGACAUGGGAUUGGUCCAGGGCAAUAGGACUCAUAAACGAGAACUAUCAGUUCUUCGAUGGCUCAAGUGACACAUUGAACUGUACAGAGCUCAACAGACUCCAGUGGACUUACAAUGCCGGGGUAUACCUCCUCGGAGCAGCUGCCAUGUAUAACUAUACCGACGGUAGUCCCAAAUGGGCAGAACGAGUUCAAGGGAUUUUAGAUGGCCUGCGCCCAUUCUUUCACCCCGAGACUCAUAUCAUGUCUGAGAUUUCGUGUGAGGAACAGGGCAAUUGCGAGACAGAUCAGAGAUCAUUUAAGGCUUAUCUUUCCCGCUGGAUGGCAGCUAGUACACAGUUUGCCCCCUUUUCAACCGACUUUAUCAUGCGGAGACUGCGCGCUUGCGCCAGAGGAGCAGCAAAGGCAUGUACUGGAGGCGAAGAGGGAACCAUAUGUGGCCUUAAAUGGACCACUGGGAACUUUGACGGUAGUUCUGGUGUUGGAGAGCAAAUGGCUGCGAUGGAAGUCUUUCAAUCUAAUCUCAUCCGCAAGGUCAUACCUCCUGUCACGCAAUCUUCUGGUGGAAUAAGCCUGGGUGGUCCCGGAGGUUCUGGUAAAGGGAAAGAUAAUGGGCCUAAGAUACUUAGGCCUAUCACCGGCGCCGAUACAGCUGGAGCAGCUAUUCUCACGCUAUUAAUGCUCUGUACUCUAAGCGGCGUUUCAUACUGGAUGUCUGUUUAA